AUGACCAUUGGUGGACCCCUAUGGGGUCAUGAAGAUGGGUCACGUAAGGUACAUGGGUGUAGCGAUGAGGUUCUUAAUCACAUGAGAGAUCAGAUCCAGACCCUUCAGAAGUAUGGUAUCACCCAUUACAAGGUACAGCUAGACUUAAAGGAGAACCCCCUGGAAAGGGAUGAGGGACAACUACAGUGUUACAGGACCCUUCUCCAGGACCUGAACAAAGCCAGCAUUAAACCAAUUGUGAUCUUACAUGGCGGCAACCUCAAUAGGCUUGCUGCAGUUGGCACCCAGACUGGCACCAGCGCUGUUGAUGCCUAUGCAGAAUAUGCUGAACUUGCAUUCCGUUCAUUCAGAAAUUUGGUCGACAACUGGAUAACAUUUGAUGUUCCUGCCGAUGUUAUUGACUCACAGUCCCUGCAGGUUCUGCUGGACGCCCAUGAGAGAGUGUAUGCGUUAUAUCACCAAAAGUACCCUGCUGGAGGUGGACAGAUCUCCAUUGCCUUGGCCCCGUCCCUCCUGGACACAUGUCUGUCACUUCGAGGGAAUUUCCUGAAAUCCGUCGACUUCCUUGCACUGAACAUACAUCGUGACUGUGCGAAAUCCAAGGAGCAAGACAGCUGGAUGACGGAGAAGGCUGGAGAGGAAGCAAACCACAACAUAAGGAACAUGGAAAUUCUCAUCUUCAGUUUAUCAGUGACUGAAUGUGAUGUUGUAUCAGAGGAGGACAAAUAUGUUCUCACUUUUAAGGUAUAUUCAGAAAUCAGCGCUUCUGUUCCCGGGCUCAUGGGAUAUGACAUCAGUUAUUUCUUACCUAUGUCAACUUCUGGGAAAGGAAGAUCUGAGAAUUUGGUGAACAAGUCUGUAUCAUCCCGCUCAGCCUUUACUACUGUAUGGGAAAGAUUUGCCGGCCAGACACCAGCAGAGAGAGAUAUCUUCUUGCAUGAGACCUUCCCCAAUGGUUUCCUGAUGGGCUCCUCCUCUGCAGCCUUCAAAGUAGAAGGAGGCUGGUCCGAGGGAGAUAAAGGACAAUCUAUAUGGGACGUUUUUGGACAACAUGGUCAAGCUGAUGACAAUGCAACCGCCAAUGUGGCCAGCGACAGCUACUACAAGAUUGACUAUGACGUGUAUCUUCUGAAGGGCCUACAGUCCAAGGUCUAUCACUUCUCCAUCUCCUGGUCCAGAAUAUUCCCAACAGGACUGAAAUCCAAAGUCAACUCAGCAGGCGUGAAAUAUUACAACAUAUUAAUUGACCGGUUAAUCAAAGAAAAUAUCAAACCAAUGGUAACUUUGUAUCACUGGGAUCUACCCCAAGCUCUGCAGGAGUCCGGGGGCUGGCAGAAUGAAUCCACCAGCCAGGCUUUUAUGGAAUACGCAGAUUUCUGCUUCAGCAGUUUUGGAGAUAGAGUUAAACAUUGGAUAACGUUUCACGAACCUUGGGUCGUUAGUUACGCGGGUUACGGCAUCGGCCAACAUGCCCCUGGGAUCAAAGAUCCAGGAAAUGCCUCCUUCAAGGUGUCACACAACAUUGUGAAAGCUCAUGCUAAGGCCUGGCAUGUCUACAAUGACAAGUAUCGGGCCUCGCAGCAAGGUCAGGUAGGAAUCUCUCUGAAUUCAGACUGGGCAGAACCAAAAGACCCAAAUAAUCCAGAUGAUGUGAGCGCUGCAGAGCGAUAUCUCCAGUUCAUGCUUGGGUGGUUCGCACAUCCAAUUCUUGUCAAUGGGGACUACCCAGAGGUCCUGAAGACGCAAGUCCAACACAUUAAUACCCAGUGCUCUACUACAGUGGCUGAGUUGCCCACAUUUUCUGAGGAAGAGAAAGCCUACAUCAAUGGCACUGCGGACUUCCUUGGCAUCUCCCAUUAUACGUCCAGAAUGGUUAAUGCCUCUGAAAGCCCUAGCUGUGUGGCCGAUUAUAAUAACAUUGGAGGAUUUGCACCCCAUGUGGAUCCUUCAUGGCCAACCACCUCAUCUCCAUGGCUCUAUGUGGUGCCAUGGGGUCUCAGGAGGCUUUUGAACUAUGUCAAGGAAGAAUAUGUAAAAGGAGGACUACCCAUAUAUAUAACUGGGAAUGGUAUGCCAACACCCUACACUGGAGAGGUGUUCAAUGACACAGCUCGAGUGGAGUACUUGACAGCAUAUAUCAAUGAAGCCCUGAAAGCUGUUAGGACUGAUAAUGUGACUGUAAGUGCCUUUGUAGUCCGCUCACUCCUGGAUGGCUUUGAAGGACCUCAAGGAUACAGUCAAAGAUUUGGUUUACAUCAUGUAGAUUUUGAAAAUGCAAAUCGACAAAGAACCCCCAAAAAAUCAGCCUAUCUCAUUUCCAGUAUUUCUGAAAAUAAUGGCUUCCCAGGGACAAAGUUGGCCAAAAAAGUUAAUCAGGCAAAAUGGGUACAUGCAAAGAAGUUACCAGCUCUACCUGCAUCAGAAGUUCCCUCAAAGGCUAAAGUUGUGUGGGAUAAGUUCUCAGGACAAUCAGCUUUUGAAAGGGAUAUGUACCAUUAUUCUACAGUACCAAGUGAUUUUAAAUGGGGGGUCUCAACCUCCGCAUAUCAAAUUGAAGGGGGAUGGAAUGAAGAUGGAAGAGGACCAAGUAUAUGGGACACAUUUUCACAACUCCCAGGCAAUAUUUACGAAAAUGGCAAUGGCAAUAUAGCCUGUAAUAGUUACCACCAGUUGGAUGCAGACAUGUACAUGCUGAGAAGUUUAGGAGUGAAUAGUUACCGCUUCUCCAUCUCAUGGUCUCGAAUCUUCCCAAGUGGACAGGGCACAGUCAAUAGUAAGGGUGUGGAGUAUUAUAACAAGCUUAUUGAUGGCCUAUUGGCAAACAACAUCACACCAAUGGUGACCCUUUACCACUUCGAUCUUCCUCAGGCUCUCCAAGACAUAGGUGGUUGGGAGAGUGAUGUAGUCCUUGAGGCUUUUCACAGCUAUGCAGAUUAUUGUUUUAGAACAUUUGGAGAUAGGGUCAAGGUUUGGAUGACUUUUAACCAACCCCACACAAUUGUUGCCACUGGUUAUGGUAUUGGUCUCUUUCCACCUGGUUUGAAAGAUGAUCCUGGUCAUGCACCUUACAGAGUAGCUCACAAUCUAAUCAAAGUCCAUGCUAGAGUCUACCAUACUUAUGAUGAGAAAUAUAGAAAUAGUCAAGGAGGUGUCAUUUCUGUGAGUCUCAACACUAAUUGGGUGGAACCCAAAGACCACACAGAACCGAAGGACAUAGAAGCUGCUGAUCGCUAUUUGCAGUUCACCUUGGGAUGGUUUGCACACCCCAUCUUCAAAAAUGGCGACUACCCAGAGGUGAUGAAAUGGCAGGUGGCCAAUAAGAGUGAGCUACAGGGCCUCCAGUCUUCCAGACUUCCAACUUUUACAGAUGAAGAGAAGGCCUACAUCCAAGGAACAGCCGAUGUUUUCACAAUAAACAUCUACACCACAAACAUAGUUCAGCAUAAGACCAAAAUACUAUUUCCUCCAUCUUUUGAAAGUGAUAUUGACAUUGCAGAGGAGAUUGAUAAUAACUGGCCAGGGACAGCUCUUGUUAAUUUCAGGGCAGUAGCCUGGGGUCUAAGGAGGCUGCUUAACUGGGUGAAAGAAGAGUAUGGAGAUGUCCCUAUAUACAUCACUGAGAAUGGAGUUGCAAUGGAAAGGAACCCCGAUUUUGAUGACACUGCUCGAAUUUUCUAUCAUAAGACAUAUAUUGAUGAAGUUAUAAAAGCUCACAGCUUGGACAAAGUGAAUCUGAAAGGUUACUCUAUCUACUCACUUAUGGACUCCUUUGAGUGGACUACUGGAUAUAUAAAGCGGUUUGGUCUUCACCAUGUGGAUUUCAAUAUUCCUACCCGUCCAAGGACUGCAAAACGCACGGCUAUUUACUACGCCGAAAUUAUCAGGAACAAUGGCAUCCCCAUGCACAAAGAAGAGGAAUUUCUGUAUGGAGAAUUCCGGGAUGACUUUGCUUGGGGUGUAGCUUCCUCAGCUUUUCAGAUUGAAGGGGCCUGGAGGGCCGAUGGGAAAGGGUUAAGCAUCUGGGAUCUGUUUUCUCAUACACCAUCUAAAAUUGAAGAUGAUAGUAAUGGAGACGUGGCAUGCAACACCUACUACCGGAUUGACGAGGACAUAGAGCUUCUCAAGGGUCUUAAUGUCUCCCAUUACCGAUUCUCCAUCUCCUGGCCUAGAGUUCUUCCCGAUGGGACUAGGAACCACAUCAAUGAAGCCGGUCUGAGUUACUACUCUCGGCUGAUAGACGGUUUGCUGGCUGCUGGUAUUACACCACAGGUCACAAUUUAUCAUUGGGAUCUUCCUCAAGCUUUGCAAAACGACGGGGGUUGGGAGAACGAGACAAUCGUAGACCGGUUUAAGGACUACUCUGAAGUUCUUUUCCAGAGACUGGGUGACAGAGUGAAGUUCUGGAUCACUCUGAAUGAGCCGUACAUCGUUGCCCACUUGGGCUAUGGAGAAGGAGCCUUUGCACCAGGAAUCUAUUCACCAGGGAUUAGUGUAUACCUGGCAGGACAUAACCUGAUUAAAGCCCAUGCAGAAGUAUGGCACCUGUACAAUGAUAAGUACAGAGCCUCCCAGGGGGGUCUCAUCUCCAUCACCCUCAACUGUGAUUGGGCUGAACCAAUUAACCCUUACAAACAAGAGGACACAGAAGCAGCAUGGCGGUACCUGAUGUUUUUCGCUGGAUGGUUUGGACAUCCUGUCUUUAAAACUGGAGACUACCCAGAAGUUAUGAAGACCUAUGUACGUGAGAGAAGCCUUGCUGUGGGGCUGCCCCAAAGCCGGCUCCCAGAGUUUACAGACAGUGAGAAGCAAAGAAUAAAAGGCACGUACGACUUCUUUGGCCUGAACCACUACACUAGCGUUCUGGUUGGAAAUGCUGUCUAUGGACUAGACUAUCAGGCUUAUCAAGGGGACAGGGGGGUUUAUUUACUGAGCGACCAGACCUGGCUCGGAUCUGGGAGUAUAUGGCUGAGAGUGACGCCUUUUGGACUCAGAAGGUUAUUAAACUGGAUAAAGGAAGAAUUUAACAACCCUCUUAUAUAUAUCACAGAAAACGGCAUAUCUGAGCGUGGGACAAAUCUAAAUGAUGAAUGGAGAAUCCAUUAUUAUAAGCAUUAUUUGAACGAGGCUCUGAAAGCUGUAAAGUACGAUGGUGUUGAUCUCCGUGGAUACUCCGCCUGGAGUCUGAUGGAUAACUUUGAGUGGGCGACAGGUUACACUGAGCGGUUCGGUUUAUAUUACACCAACUAUUCAGACCCAAAUCUGUCCCGUCUCCCUAAAGCUUCUGUGAAAUACUACAGAUCCGUGGUUCAGUGCAAUGGCUUUCCGGAUCCACAUAACGGGUCUCAUCCAUGCCUAGAACCAGAAACUGAAGGUGGGUGUAAACAUACACCAUCACAUUUAAGUUAUAGGAGACAUUUACCCAGAAUCCCCUGUUUUCCGGCAGGUACAACUUCCAGACCCAGCGGCAGCAGCCCCACUACAGGACCCUCAGGAGAGCAGGAACCACCAUUUGUGCACUUUCUGGGACUGAAAGUCUCCACCUCGGAUGCGAUGACUGCUUUAUAUGUGGAAUUUGCUCUCUUACUUGCUGCAGUUUUGGGUGUCAUUUUGUUUUCAGUUUUGUACGGUAAACUUCGUAAGAAACGCAAGUUAGCAGAGAGCAACAACAAUGGUCGUCUUAAUGAAGUGGAGCCAGGGGGAGUAUUUAGGUGCAACAACGACAUUUUAAAUGACUUGAAAGACCAAAUUCCAACCCUGCAGAAGUAUGGCAUCACCCACUACAAGAUCCAGCUGGCUGUGAACUCUGUAACCUUCAAGGGCAAGGAUGAGGGACAACUGCAGUGUUACAGGACCCUUCUUCAGGAACUGCAGGGAGCCAGCAUUAAACCAAUUGUGAUCUUACAUGACAGUGACCUCAACAGACUUUUUGAAGUUGGCACCCAGACUGGCACCAGCCCUGUUGAUGCCUAUGCAGAAUAUGCUAAAUUUGCAUUUCAUUCCUUUGGGGAUUUGGUCCAAACCUGGAUAACAUUUGAUGUUCCUGCAGAUGUAACAGAUUCACAAACCCUGCAGGUUCUGCUGGACGCCCAUGAGAGAGUGUUUGCGCUAUAUCACCAGAAGUACCCUGCUGGAGCACUUGAUGGCUCGGGUCCAGUUUUGAAAGGUUAUGAUGUCAGCCCAUUUAUACUCCAGCCCCAUGAAAAUCAAAAAAGGUGGGAGAAUCCAGCAAGAACAUCUCGCUCGGCCUUUACCACUGUGUGGCAAACAUUUGCCGGCCAGACACCUGCAGAGAGAGACAUCUUCUUGCAUGAGACCUUCCCCAAUGGUUUCCUGAUGGGCUCCUCCUCUGCAGCCUUUAAGGUUGAAGGAGGCUGGGCCGAGGGAGAUAAAGGACAAUCUAUAUGGGAUGUUUUUGGACAACAUGGUCAAGCUGAUGACAAUGCAACCGCCAAUGUGGCCUGCGACAGCUACUACAAGAUUGACUAUGAUGUGUAUCUUCUGAAGGGCCUACAGUCCAAGGUCUAUCACUUCUCCAUCUCCUGGUCCAGAAUAUUCCCAACAGGACUGAAAUCCAAAGUCAACUCAGCAGGCGUGAAAUAUUACAACAUAUUAAUUGACCGGUUAAUCAAAGAAAAUAUCAAACCAAUGGUAACUUUGUAUCACUGGGAUCUACCCCAAGCUCUGCAGGAGUCCGGGGGCUGGCAGAAUGAAUCCACCAGUCAGGCUUUUAUGGAAUACGCAGAUUUCUGCUUUAGCACUUUUGGAGAUAGAGUUAAACAUUGGAUAACGUUCCAUGAACCUUGGGUCGUUAGUUACGCGGGUUACGGCACCGGACAACAUGCCCCGGGGAUCAAAGAUCCAGGAAAUGCCUCCUUCAAGGUGUCACACAACAUUGUGAAAGCUCAUGCUAAGGCCUGGCAUGUUUACAAUGACAAGUACCGGGCCUCGCAGCAAGGUCAGGUAGGAAUCUCUCUGAAUUCAGACUGGGCAGAACCAAAAGACCCAAAUAAUCCAGAUGACGUAAGAGCUGCAGAGCGAUAUCUCCAGUUCAUGCUUGGGUGGUUUGCACAUCCAAUUCUUGUCAAUGGGGAUUACCCAGAGGUCCUGAAGACGCAAGUCCAACACAUUAAUACCCAGUGCUCUACUACAUUGGCCAUGUUGCCCACAUUUUCUGAGGAAGAGAAAGCCUACAUCAAUGGCACUGCAGACUUCCUUGGCAUCUCCCACUAUACGUCCCGAAUUGUCAAUGCCUCUGAAAGCCCUAGCUGUGUGGCCGAUUAUAAUAACAUUGGAGGAUUUGCACCCCAUGUGGAUCCUUCAUGGCCGACCACCUCAUCUCCAUGGCUCUAUGUGGUGCCAUGGGGUCUUAGGAGGCUUCUGAACUAUGUCAAUGAAGAAUAUGUAAAAGAAGGACUACCCAUAUAUAUAACUGGGAAUGGUAUGCCAACACCUUACACUGGAGAGGUGUUCAAUGACACAGCUCGAGUGGAGUACUUGACAGCAUACAUCAAUGAAGCCCUGAAAGCUGUUAGGACUGAUAAUGUGACUGUAAGUGCCUUUGUAGUCCGCUCACUCCUGGACGGCUUUGAAGGACCUCAAGGAUACAGUCAAAGAUUUGGUUUACAUCAUGUAGAUUUUGAAAAUGCAAAUCGACAAAGAACCCCCAAAAAAUCAGCCUAUCUCAUUUCCAGUAUUUCUGAAAAUAAUGGCUUCCCAGGGACAAAGUUGGCCAAAAAAGUUAAUCAGGCAAAAUGGGUACAUGCAAAGAAGUUACCAGCUCUACCUGCAUCAGAAGUUCCCUCAAAGGCUAAAGUUGUGUGGGAUAAGUUCUCAGGACAAUCAGCCUUUGAAAGGGAUAUGUACCAUUAUUCUACAGUACCAAGUGAUUUCAAAUGGGGGGUCUCAACCUCCGCAUAUCAAAUUGAAGGGGGAUGGAAUGAAGAUGGAAGAGGACCAAGUAUAUGGGACACAUUUUCACAAAUCCCAGGCAAUAUUGUCGAAAAUGGCAAUGGCAACAUAGCCUGUGAUAGCUACCACCAGUUGGAUGCAGACUUGUACAUGCUAAAAAGUUUAGGAGUGAAUAGUUACCGCUUCUCCAUCUCAUGGUCUCGAAUCUUCCCAAGUGGACAGGGCACAGCCAAUAGUAAGGGUGUGGAGUAUUAUAACAAGCUUAUUGAUGGCCUAUUGGCAAACAACAUCACACCAAUGGUGACCCUUUACCACUUCGAUCUUCCUCAGGCUCUCCAAGACAUAGGUGGUUGGGAGAGUGAUGUAGUCCUUGAGGCUUUUCACAGCUAUGCAGAUUAUUGUUUUAGAACAUUUGGAGAUAGGGUCAAGGUUUGGAUGACUUUUAACCAACCCCACACAAUUGUUGCCACUGGUUAUGGUAUUGGUCUCUUUCCACCUGGUUUGAAAGAUGAUCCUGGUCAUGCACCUUACAGAGUAGCUCACAAUCUAAUCAAAGUCCAUGCUAGAGUCUACCAUACUUAUGAUGAGAAAUAUAGAAAUAGUCAAGGAGGUGUCAUUUCUGUGAGUCUCAACACUAAUUGGGUGGAACCCAAAGACCACACAGAACCGAGGGACAUAGAAGCUGCUGAUCGCUAUUUGCAGUUCACCUUGGGGUGGUUUGCACACCCCAUCUUCAAAAAUGGCGACUACCCAGAGGUGAUGAAAUGGCAGGUGGCCAAUAAGAGUGAGCUACAGGGCCUCCAGUCUUCCAGACUUCCAACUUUUACAGAUGAAGAGAAGGCCUACAUCCAAGGAACAGCCGAUGUUUUCACAAUAAACAUCUACACCACAAACAUAGUUCAGCAUAAGACCAAAAUACUAUUUCCUCCAUCUUUUGAAAGUGAUAUUGACAUUGCAGAGGAGAUUGAUAAUAACUGGCCAGGGACAGCUCUUGUUAAUUUCAGGGCAGUAGCCUGGGGUCUAAGGAGGCUGCUUAACUGGGUGAAAGAAGAGUAUGGAGAUGUCCCUAUAUACAUCACUGAGAAUGGAGUUGCAAUGGAAAGGAACCCCGAUUUUGAUGACACUGCUCGAAUUUUCUAUCAUAAGACAUAUAUUGAUGAAGUUAUAAAAGCUCACAGCUUGGACAAAGUGAAUCUGAAAGGUUACUCUAUCUACUCACUUAUGGACUCCUUUGAGUGGACUACUGGAUAUAUAAAGCGGUUUGGUCUUCACCAUGUGGAUUUCAAUAAUCCUACCCGUCCAAGGACUGCAAAACGCACGGCUAUUUACUACGCCGAAAUUAUCAGGAACAAUGGCAUCCCCAUGAACAAAGAAGAGGAAUUUCUGUAUGGAGAAUUCCGGGAUGACUUUGCUUGGGGUGUAGCUGCCUCAGCUUUUCAGAUUGAAGGGGCCUGGAGGGCCGAUGGGAAAGGGUUAAGCAUCUGGGAUCAGUUUUCUCAUACACCAACUAAAAUUGAAGAUGAUAGUAAUGGAGACGUGGCAUGCAACACCUACUACCGGAUUGACGAGGACAUAGAGCUUAUCAAGGGUCUUAAUGUCUCCCAUUACCGAUUCUCCAUCUCCUGGCCUAGAGUUCUUCCCGAUGGGACUAGGAACCACAUCAAUGAAGCCGGUCUGAGUUACUACUCUCGGCUGAUAGACGGUUUGCUGGCUGCUGGUAUUACACCACAGGUCACGAUUUAUCAUUGGGAUCUUCCUCAAGCUUUGCAAAACGACGGGGGUUGGGAGAAUGAGACAAUCGUAGACCGGUUUAAGGACUACUCUGAAGUUCUUUUCCAGAGACUGGGUGACAGAGUGAAGUUCUGGAUCACUCUGAAUGAGCCGUACAUCAUUGCCCACUUGGGCUAUGGAGAAGGAAUCUUUGCACCAGGAAUCUAUUCACCAGGGAUUAGUGUAUACCUGGCAGGACAUAACCUGAUUAAAGCCCAUGCAGAAGUAUGGCACCUGUACAAUGAUAAGUACAGAGCCUCCCAGGGGGGUCUCAUCUCCAUCACCCUCAACUAUGAUUGGGCUGAACCAAUUAACCCUUACAAACAACUGGACACAGAAGCAGCAUGGCGGUUCCUGAUGUUUUACGGUGGAUGGUUUCAAUAUCCUAUCUUUAAAACUGGAGACUACCCAGAAAUUAUGAAGACCAGGAUACGUGAGAGAAGCCUUGCUGCGGGGCUGCCCCAAAGCCGGCUCCCAGAGUUUACAGACAGUGAGAAGCAAAGAAUAAAAGGCACGUACGACUUCUUAGGCCUGAACCACUACACUAGCGUUCUGGUUGGAAAUGCUGUCUAUGAUCUAGACUAUCAGGCUUAUCAAGGGGACAGGGGGGUUUAUACACUGAGCGACCAGACCUGGCUCGGAUCUGGGAGUGCAUGGCUGAAAGUGGUGCCUUUUGGACUCAGAAGGUUAUUAAACUGGAUAAAGGAAGAAUUUAACAACCCUCCUAUAUAUAUCACAGAAAACGGCAUAUCUGAGCGUGGGACAAAUCUAAAUGAUGACUGGAGAACCUAUUUUUAUAAGCAUUAUGUGAAUGAGGCUCUGAAAGCUGUAAAGUACGAUGGUGUUGAUCUCCGUGGAUACUCCGCCUGGAGUCUGAUGGAUAACUUUGAGUGGGCGUCAGGUUACACUGAGCGGUUCGGUUUAUAUUACACCAACUAUUCAGACCCAAAUCUGACUCGUCUCCCUAAAGCUUCUGUGAAAUACUACAGAUCCGUGGUUCAGUGCAAUGGCUUUCCGGAUCCACAUAACGGGUCUCAUCCAUGCCUAGAACCAGAAACUGAAGGUACAACUUCCAGGCCCACAGCCACGACCAGCGGCAGCAGCCCCACUACAGGACCCUCGGGAGAGCAGGAACCACCAUUUGUGCACUUUCUGGGACUGAAAGUCUCCACCUCGGAUGCAAUGACUGCUUUAUAUGUGGAAUUUGCGCUCUUACUUGCUACCAUUUUAGUUGUCAUUUUGUUUUCAGUUAUGUACGGUAAACUUCGUAAAAAAAAAAUCAAGCAAGCCGAGUUAUUUUAG
Molecule: messenger RNA, 10980 nt
Organism: Bufo bufo (common toad)
Lineage: Eukaryota; Metazoa; Chordata; Amphibia; Anura; Bufonidae
Gene: LCT
Product: lactase
Exons: 31
Coding region: 1-10980 (3659 amino acids)
Biological process (GO): carbohydrate metabolic process
Molecular function (GO): lactase activity
Source: RefSeq, a predicted model, not a curated record